CUGCCCACGCGCCCACGCAUGGGGAGCCGGCACUCAGGUGGACCCCUCAAGGGGCCUCUGCGCUCGCGGGGUAGUGAAAGAAGAGCCUCCCACCUGCCCGAGGUCGGGCAUUGAUUGGCUCUGCCUGGCGCAGCCCCCGCCCUUGCAGCGGAAUGCGGUGCACUUCAGACCUGAGCAGUUGCUCGGGCUGCACUCAGGGAGGGAACCAGCAGCCUGGGCCCAGGCCCUGGCCACCAUGGGGCUGCCUCCAGGCCCAGCUACCCUCCCGCACACAUUGCUGCUCCUGCCAACCCUUCUGAGCUCAGGUUGGGGGGAGUUGGCACCACAAAUUGAUGGUCAGAUCUGGGCUGAACGGGCACUUCGGGAGAAUGAGCGCCACGCCUUCACCUGCCGGGUGUCAGGGGGCCCCGGCACCCCACAAUUGGCCUGGUACCUGGAUGGACAGCUACAGGAAGCCAGCACCUCAAGACUGCUGAGUGUGGGCGGGGAGGCCUUCUCUGGAGGCACUAGCACCUUUACUGUCACUGCCCAGCGGGCCCAGCAUGAGCUGAACUGCUCCCUACAGGACCCAGGCAGUGGCCGGUCAGCCAAUGCCUCCGUCAUCCUCAAUGUACAAUUUAAGCCGGAGAUUGCCCAGGUCGGGGCCAGGUACCAGGAAACUCAAAACCCAGGCCUCCUGGUUGUCCUGUUUGCCCUGGUACGUGCCAACCCACCUGCCAAUGUCACCUGGAUUGACCAGGAUGGGCCAAUAACUGUCAACACCUCUGACUUCCUGGUGCUCGAUGCUCAGAACUAUCCAUGGCUCACCAACCACACUGUGCAGUUGCAACUGCGCAGCCUGCCACACAACCUCUCAGUAGUGGCCACGAAUGAUGUGGGUGUCACCAGUGCCUCGCUUCCAGCCCCAGGACUCCUGGCCACCCGAGUGGAAGUGCCACUGCUGGGCAUCGUUGUGGCUGGAGGGCUUGCCCUGGGCACCCUAGUGGGAUUUAGCACCUUGGUGGCCUGCCUGGUCUGCAGGAAAGAGAAGAAGACCAAAGGCCCCUCCCGGCGCCCAUCUCUGAUCUCUAGCGACUCCAACAACUUGAAACUCAACAAUGUGCGCCUGCCACGGGAGAACAUGUCCCUCCCAUCCAACCUUCAGCUCAAUGACCUCACUCCAGACUCCAGAGGGAAACAAGCAGACCAGCCAAUUGCUCGCAACAGCAGCCGGCCAGAGCUUCUGGACCCUGAGCCUGGCGGCCUCCUCACCAGCCGAGGCUUCAUCCGCCUCCCAAUGCUGAGCUACAUCUAUCGAGUGUCCAGUGUGAGCAGUGAUGAGAUCUGGCUCUGAGCUAAGGGUCAUCCUCUGCCUGGCUGUAUUGCCAGCAUGAAGAGGCCAUGCAGCUGCCACUUGUUGGGUCUGCUGCCUAGGGUCCCCUGUUGUUCAUGCCAUAUUUCACUGGGAUCUGACCCACGGGGCCCAGGUGUCAUCAGCAAGAUUGCUAGCCAGAACAAAGCCCCUGUGCUAACCGAAGUUGGGCACCUAUGCGUGAUGACUGGGCCCCAGCAGAUGGAACUCUUUGGCCGUGUGUGUUCAGGUAUCAAUCACUCAGCAUCCAAGUGUGGCUAUACGCCCCAUAUCAGUACUCCUUAGCACCUUAUACAGAAGGCAUGGGGGAUGCCCUGCGAGGGGGACAGGGAGGGCCCUGCACGUCUUGGAUGUCCUUCCUAUGCUAUGCAGCUUUGUUCCCUCAGGAACAUCUAGUACCCUGCUAGCUGUAUAGAACCAAACUGCUCUUUGCACAGGAGCCAACCCCCUGGCCCAGGGGUCCUGGCCAAGCACAAAUUAGUCCCUUUUGCUGUGUACUGCUCUGCUCGUCUUUGUCCCUUUGUGCCCACCUCCUCUUGGGCACCAUAGGUUAUACACUGGACCCUCUUCAGGGGGCACUAGACUUCCACAUUGGCCUGGCUUCCAGUAAUGUCAGUGCCAGGUGUUAGCACAAGUCAGGAAGGAGGAGAGUGGUCCCCAGGAUAGCAAGUAUUGCGGUGCCCAGGAGAGCAAGAAGCUAUGCAUCAUUUUCAGUGUUAGCACUUAAAGCACAUCCCCUAGGGGAGGGGGCAAGAGAGGGCCCCAGAGCCCUCUUGGAUUCCCCAAAUUUGGCCUUCCUGUGAUUCACUGUGAGUGCCCUGAGCCCUCAGGAUUGACAGUUUUCUCUCAGCACAUCUCCCGCACCUGUGGGACCCCGGCUGUGAUCAGUCCCUGGCUGCUGUAUCAGAACGCAUUCACUCAUCCUGCCCAACCUCUGUUCUUUAGGGAAUGGUCACUUUAGGCGCAGAAGCUUUACGGGGGAUGGGAGAAAAAGGGAGCCCACAUGCCCCAAAAUGAUACAAGAAUGCUUUAAAAAGCAAUAUGGAAAUAACCAGAAAUUAAUAGGAUACGAAAUAUAUUUUUCCCUUGUUCCUAUCUUGUUUUGUAAUUUUUCUCAUGUUACUGCCUAGGACUGUGCUUGGCACACAGUAAAAUUCAAUAAACUUGACUGAAUGGACA
Molecule: messenger RNA, 2530 nt
Organism: Sciurus carolinensis (gray squirrel)
Lineage: Eukaryota; Metazoa; Chordata; Mammalia; Rodentia; Sciuridae
Gene: Tmem25
Product: transmembrane protein 25
Exons: 10
Coding region: 236-1333 (365 amino acids)
Biological process (GO): negative regulation of excitatory postsynaptic potential
Source: RefSeq, a predicted model, not a curated record